UCGGUUACUGAAAGUUUCCAGAAAAUGUCGAGUGCAACGCUGGUCGCUUUGUGUAUCUUGGUUGUUUUGACCGGACAAUCGCUGGGUCAAAAUGCGACCGUAGAUGAGUCUGUUAAAUGGGCCAAUGAUCUGUUCAAAACCGCUCAAGUUAUUGCCGGAGAAAAACUACCAACAAAUGCUGAUGCUCAGAAUGAUGCCAAAGAUCAACUGGACACCUUGAAAAUGGCCUUAUCCCACUGCGAAACGGAGCUUAGAUCCACGCUGAAUGUUAGCAGUCACAAGACUUGUGUGAAUGCCGUAUUUGCUGGCUUUUAUACCGCUUUGGAUCAGUUGGCCGGGGAGCAUUGGGCCAUCUAUGGAGCCACCUCGGGGGCUUCGCGUAUCGGAUUGUUCUGGUAAUCCUCAAA
Messenger RNA from Drosophila takahashii, 407 nucleotides. RefSeq lists its product as uncharacterized. NCBI's taxonomy places the organism in Eukaryota, Metazoa, Arthropoda, Insecta, Diptera, Drosophilidae. The record is from RefSeq and is a predicted model, not a curated record.